Messenger RNA from Aplysia californica (California sea hare), 5062 nucleotides. RefSeq lists its product as uncharacterized. The transcript has 8 exons. Bases 297 to 3605 code for a protein of 1102 amino acids. The record is from RefSeq and is a predicted model, not a curated record. NCBI's taxonomy places the organism in Eukaryota, Metazoa, Mollusca, Gastropoda, Aplysiida, Aplysiidae.
GAAAUACAUCUGGCAACUGGCAAUCCCUUUACUUGUCACUUUUCAAGAUUUUCGCGAGUUCCUGCUUGGCCUUAUUAUUCGACUCUAGAUCUAUUUUUCUAGAUCUAAACUUAAACAUGAAGAAAUUGUUUUUAGAGUUAUAUGAUGUUGUUGGAACGAAAGCCACGCUGUGUAUGGUUGUGGCAGACUAGGCCUAAGAGUCUUGUCUCCUGAACUCUUCUGACGACAGUCUUCGUCUUCGUUAGAAAUUGCAUGCCUCACCUCAAGAGUGAAGACCAAGGGUUACAACUGACAAAAUGGCAUCUCCUGAUGCACAAGAAAAUCACUAUCUGAGCAUUGUUUCCCUUGGCAAGCGCGAAUUCUUCCGCAAGGCUCAUUUCUCGCACAAGUUUCGUGGAGAAAAUGUCUCUGUGCAGAGAGGGUUCCUGUCCACAAACAAGUACACUAAGGCACAUGGUCAGUGCAUAAUGCAAGAACCGUUGACACCUGGACAAACCUUCCAGCUGUCUUGUUGCGGGACAGGUGUCAUCAAGCUUGGUGCAUUCCCCAGUAAAAAAGACGCAGUAAAUUGGCUUGAAUCGGGACAGCACCUUGGAAAAUUCUGCAAACCCUUAAGGUUUCGCAUUGCCUUUUUGAGAAACUUUGACUGUUCAUUGGCACCAAACGGGAGGUUUUUGGAGCUCAAUGAAAAGGAGCGUUUAAGUGGAUAUUGGAAGGCGGUGUAUCAAUUACAAGCUGGGCCAUAUACUGUCUUAGGCUUCGAUAUAGCAUUUGGUGAUGUGGAGGUGUCUUUGUCCAGAUUCAGCUCUUCAUUCUGCCCGUCCUUUCACCAGCAGCUCUGCAGCCAUCACGUGAACGUCCACGGGCCCAUUGCAAAGCUGAAGCACGACAGCCCCACCUCCCUGAUCUGCCUGAGCCUCCGCAACAACUGGCUGAGCCAAGGCGCCAGCUUCCGUCUCCGAGUGUCCCGCAUACCCUCAGAACCCAGCAUGGGCUACUUUCGGGUCUGUGUGUCCCCCUAUGAUAGCAUUGUGGCGAGGGGAGGGGGCGUCAAAUUCACUGGCUCCCAGGACUUCCCUGAGGUGCGUGGACAGCUUCACAAGGUCAAGGCCGAUAUCUUUUUAAUGAUAGAGGUUGUGGACGACACGCAUGUUCUCCUCAGGACGGGAUGGGAUCCCCAAGCUGUGGAUCAAAGGAAGGAAGUUAUUUCUGCUGACCUCAGCAAAAGACAAUGUCUUGUCUUUGAGCUGUUUGAAGUGUCCUUGGAGGUCUGGAAAAGUGAGCCACGAGGAGGCAAUCCCUCUACUCCAACUCCAGCUCGAUCAACUGUGGAUGGAAGCUGGGGACACAUUCGCGUUCCUGCAGAAGCACACGUUCCAAACAGACCUAAGCGAAAGCUGCCCACACUUCCUGAUGUUCGACACCAAAGAGCUCCCCAGUCUGAUGCAGCUACACAAGUUUACGCGGGUAGCACCAACAGUAGCCAGGAAUCCAGAUACAAUUCUGACCCAGCCAAGGGGGCCACGCCUGCACUCCAAGGCCCGACGCCUGUGAUGGAGAAAAGCAAGGAGAAAGGAAAGAAGAAAGGAGAGAGGCAGGCAAAUGAAGAGGAGGAGGAGGAGGAGUGCAUGCGAAUGUAUGGGGAUCCUCCUCCCAGGCCUCACCUCAUGAGCCAGGACAUUCACAUUGGUUUGAACAAGGAUCUUGUCGCGCCGCCGAGAUAUAUGAAUAAAGGUCAGGAAGGAGACAUCUCGGCUAGUAGGCAGCAUGACAGGCAUAGUGUUGGCGAGAGUUCGAGACCUGCUGCAGGAAGAAGAAUUUUGAAGGAGAGUUAUCCACUCUCGCUGACAAGACCAGAUACCAAAAUGAUAGAUAUGGCUGGUGGUGCCCCAGUGACUAAUCCUGGCGCCUGGAAUCCUGCAGAUGAAACCUCAAAGACUGAUGUUAGCUCCUCAAAUAUUGUUCUCCCCGAGCAAAUGAAAGUCCGCCACACUCCAGCUUUCCAUCGUCGGACAGAGACAGGGACAGGUGUUGAGAAAGAUGGUGAUCAUUGUUCCGAUUACGAAUACAUCAGCUUACCAGCAUGGGCCAGAGACCAGAAAAGCAGAAGCAGAUGCAAUCCUUCUGCUGAAAGGAUUUCAUCAUCCCAGGAUAAAUCAAAGGAGGAAGACAGUGCUGGCGUCAAUAAUGCAAGGAGUAAAUGCAUUCUGUCGGUGAAUGUUCACACAAGUGAAGGUGAGCAAGAAAGUGUAGACCAAAACGAAAAUGUUUAUGAUAAGUUACUGGACUGUGACUUACAGCACCCCUUUGAAGGUUUAAUGAACUCUGACCACAUUGAAGUGUCUUUCUUACCGUCACUGCCUGACUCGGGUGACUGUAGAAGUCUGCGGGGUGGUGAGCCCGCUGUGGAUUUAGACGGCACCUCGGACAGCAGCUUCAUGCUUUGUCUCGGUUCAAGUUUUGAUGUGGACAGCCAAUCUGAAGUCCUGGAGACGUCCUACUCUUUGCGUUUACACCCCGAUGUGAAUCCUCCAAAUUUGUCUUUUGCUUCGGUAGAUGUUCACAUUAGCCCACAGGAUGCAGGUGCAGUUAGUUUCAAUGAACUCUCUCAUGAUAUAGAGAACUUGAAGGAAAGACUUCAGGCCUUUACUGUUCCCAAGAGAGUUGUAAGUUCCUCGAGGGACUUUGAAGAUUCUAAUGGAUCUGGUCAAAGCAGGGGCAGUGGCAGCGAUGGCCCUGACUCCUUGACCCGUCUGACAGCUUGUAGUUCUGGUCAGGAGGCUGAAGGUGGUGAGGACAUGUUAGACGGCGCUCCCUUACAAGUCCUGGAAGCGUCUCUUGUCCCGCCAGUUUUUCCUUGCCACGACGGACAGAUGAACUCAGGGUCACAUAUAAAUCUAAACUCGCUGAGGGAUCCAAAAUCGCCUCAGUGCACUGCUCUGAAAAUGAAGAGUACUCCUCAUGAGAAUGUGGGGAGACGUACAGAUGGGUUGACGAGAGAGGACACUACUUUGCUGUGUUUUCCAGCAGCUUCUUGCAAAAGUGGGGCUGCAGCUGUAUCAAACUUGGAGAGAAGUUACAGUGCUCCCCGAGCCAUCUACUCGGUCCAAGCAUGGAGCAAUGAGCUGAACAGGCCGCAGAGGGUCCAUUCUGUUAGGUGCAAGCCUGAGACAAAAGUUCAAUUUGACCGGAAUAUCGUGCAGAGCUCAAACCUCAACUCACUAGGGGACUUGAAGGAUUGUGUUGACAGCAAUACAGACUCCAGCUCUUCCAGUUCAGUAGAGACCUCUCUAUCUUGUGAUGUAGUGACCUCUGAACCUCGUAAUGUAGUGACCCCUGAACCUAGUGAUGUAGUGACCCCUGAACCUCGUAAUGUAGUGACCUCUGAACCUCGUAAUGUAGUGACCCCUCGUAAUGUAGUGACCUCUGAACCUCGUAAUGUAGUGACCCCUGAACCAAGUGAUGUAGUGACCCCUGAACCUAAUGAUGAAGUGAUCUCUGCACCUUGUGAUGAAGUGACCUUUGCACCUUGUGACGUCAUUUUGUUAGAAACAGGUUCUUGUAUAACUUGCCCUCCUCAUGUUUUAGAUGCCUUGAGAAAGUAGAGUUCUGAAAUGUUCAUUGCAUAUCGGCGUCUGUGGUGUAGCAGCUAAACACCUCACCUUCACACGCAGAAGACGUGAGGUCCAGUUUUGACAUUCCAAGGGUGUUGGUUUGCUGCCGCAGGUGUGACUCGGUGCUUUCUCAAUUUUUCUACUCUGCCAGGCAUCCUGAGUCUUCUACAUUUUUACCACAAAAAAGUCCCAAAACAACUUAAGUAUUUUCUAAGGUUUACUUUACUAAUAUGUACUUACUUACUUACUUUAUUUCAUCCGUCCUCUUGUACCUCUAGGGAAUUGAGGGGAGAAAGCUUUUUGUCUCUAGAAAAUUGGGUGGCCUGGCUGGGUGGAAUGCUGUACGUUUUCAGGGUAUCCUUCACACCUUUGAUCCAGGUUUUCCUUGGUCUUCGUCUUGCCUUGUACCCUGAUACUGGCAAGUUGGUGAGGUGUCAUAAAUGUCAGAUGUCCUAACCACCCCAUUGUUUGCCUCUGAAUCUAGUGGAGAACAGGUGUAGGUCUCAUCAUUUCUCUGAUCCUGUUGUUUCUGAUCAUGGCCUGUCUGGUUUUGUUGACGGCUCUCCUUAGACAUCUCAUCUCGCCUUGGUUGGUCAAGGUAGGGAUAGAGUAAAUGAGCUUGGCUUUGGUCUCAAUGGGGAUGUUCGGAGGAUGUUUGAGGAGUGGGACAAGCUGGUAAGCUGACGCUGUUAGUGUUAGCCUUUUGUGUUAUAUACCAAGUAAGACGACAUGCCGAUAUUCCUCUGUCUUGACACAUCAUAUAUGGCUUAAUACAUUUGAGGGUGGAUUGAUGUUUCGCCAUUGAGGAGCCAAAAGCUGCCAUUUUGGCUAAAUUUGAUAAAUCCUCCAAAAUCAAAGAGUUUUGUCAAUUUCACAAUGGGGUCCGGUUUGCUGAAUGAAUGUCUUGGUCAACAGCCAGCUACAAAGCUACUAUAUGUGUCGUGUGACAUUGUGUGGUCAGCUCUUAUGUUUGCGUGUGGAGUGUGAUAGGCUUUGUUGACUUCUGUGAGUCUUAUUUGAAGGAACAAACAGGAGGUGUUUGUGUGUGUGCGUGUGUGUGUGUGUGUGUCACAACACCGUGAAAUCAGGCUCAUCAAUGUUUUUGUAAAUGGCUAAUCUUAACACUUAUUUAUACUUGAAUUGCUUUUCAUGAAAACAACUACAAAUUUAUUUUGAAUAGAAGUCAAGAUAUUUAAUAUUUGCAAUUGAAGAAGGUGGAGGGUUGCCUGGUGGUGUUUCUGACUAGACUUUAAUGCUUUAAGAUUGAGUGGUACUGUAAUUGUAAAUCUUUGAAAAAAAAAAGUGUUCACGCCAAUGUGUGGUUUAAAAUAGAUCUGUAGUUCCAUGUUUAAGUGGAUUCUUUUUAACUGUUUACAUGUAUAUUGUUUUGUUGUUAUUUUGUUUCUGUGUUCUGCAGACCCUGACAAUGAUAAUCUUUAUUCAUCUCA